Messenger RNA from Sus scrofa (pig), 2855 nucleotides. RefSeq names its product sulfotransferase family 1C member 4 (gene SULT1C4). Gene Ontology annotation, molecular function: sulfotransferase activity. Lineage: Eukaryota; Metazoa; Chordata; Mammalia; Artiodactyla; Suidae. The record is from RefSeq and is a predicted model, not a curated record.
AACGCUGACCUUUGUGCCGGGAGUUUCUAUCUAGGCCCCUCAUUGCCAGCAGCCACAGCAAUCUCCCUGCAGCCUGUCAGGGAAAUCAUUCUGCAAUGACGUGACCUGCAAUUCCACAGGCAGGCUCCCUGCAAUUUCUCAAUUAGCUUAAAAUCCUCAGAAGAAACAAUUAACGGAGAGCUGUGGAUUGUUUUGUGCACACAGAGGUGAACCACAAAUGAGGUGGCACAGAAGAGCAGGGCUGACUGUGCACGGGCCGCUAGAUGGCAGCCAGGAGCAGCUGCAUCAUAGCCCACCGGGAACAGGCUAGGAAAGCACUGUGUGCAAAGCCCCGAGGAGAGUUGCUGGCUCCCUAGAACGGCCGCUCUGCCCUCUACGGCCGGUCCAAGGCAGGGCCAGUGCUCUGAGUUCUGCCCUGUCUCCAGGCCAGCAACAACACAGCUUUGUGCCACCUGAGAGCAAUACUUUACCGGGGCAGACAUCUAGGAUCUGACCCUGAUGGCCUUGAGCAAGAUGGAGGGUCUGGAACACGACGAAGGUGAGCGCUUGGCUGUGGACUACGUGGAGGGGAUUCUGCAGCCCACGCCCACCUGUGACACCUGGGUGCAGAUCUGGAACUUCCAAGCCCGGCCUGACGAUCUGCUUAUCGCUACCUAUCCGAAAGCAGGAACAACCUGGGUGCAGGAGAUCGUGGACUUUAUACAAAGUGAGGGUGAUGCUGACAGAUGCCAUCGAGCACCCAUCCAUGAUCGAUUUCCCUUCAUCGAGUGGAAAAUCCCAUUCCUGGAAUCUGGCUUGGAACAAGCAGAAGCAAUGCCCUCCCCACGGACCCUGAAGACGCACCUCCCCAUAGGCUUGCUCCCCCCAUCCUUCCUGGAGAAAAACUGUAAGAUAAUCUACGUGGCAAGAAACCCCAAGGACAACAUGGUGUCUUAUUACCAUUUCCAUCGGAUGAAUAAGGCUCUUCCUGCUCCAGGAACCUGGGAAGAGUAUUUUGAGAGUUUUCUGGCCGGGAAAGUGUGCUGGGGCUCCUGGUACGACCACGUGAGGGGCUGGUGGGACGCCAAGGACCAGCACCGCAUCCUCUACCUCUUCUAUGAGGACAUGAAGGAGAACCCAAAGCGUGAAAUCCAGAAGCUGGCAGAAUUUAUUGGAAAGAGCCUAGAUGAUGAAAUUCUGGAUAAAAUCAUCCAUCACACUUCAUUUGACGUCAUGAAGCAGAACCCAAUGGCAAACUACUCAUCAGUUCCGGCUAAAUUCAUGAACCACUCUAUCUCUCCAUUCAUGAGAAAAGGGACCGUGGGAGAUUGGAAGAAUCACUUCACUGUGGCCCAGAAUGAGAGGUUUGAUGAAGACUACGGGAAGAGAAUGGCCGACACCACGCUGACCUUCCACUUCCAACUGAAAAAGAGCCAGAUUCAACCGGUGUAAACAUUGAUGCCUCAGACCACAGGACAGUGGCUUUGUGAGGUCAGAGUCAUGCUUCUUGUGAUGGAGCGGGGGUCAAGGACAGGUGGGAGGGACAGGAUGGCAGCCUUACAAUCACGGCAUCAUUGCUACUUAUCACAUAGUUAAGCUUUCCACAGAUCAUGUGCUCAUUAACUAAAAAUGCUUCCGUCCUCACAUAAGAAUACACUAAAGUUUGCAGAGUAAGGGUUGGCUCAAGCUUUUUUAAAAUGCAGAACUAAAAUGUGUAGAUAAUUACUAUUUCUUCCAGCAAUUUCUUGGCAGCCAAGUAACUACCGAGUGACUCUGUUUCCCCAUAGAACUUUCGAACCACUCCAGGCUCCUAACUGUGUGCUUCAUCCCCAUCUCUCACCACAGCCUCUGGACCUAACUGGACUCAUACCCCACCCCCGCCACCCACCCUACCCUGGCCAAGGCUACAAUACAUCCUGGAGUCACAUCAAGACUCAGCUCCCUCCCGCGCCUCUGCAAUCAUACUCUAAUCCAUCAGUGAUAUCUGUCUGUUUUACUUCCAGGAAGUCUCAUUUUUACAGCCAUCCUUCUGGUUUAGAAGCCUUUCCCUGGUGCCCAAAAACUACCUAACUCAUUCUCCAUUCAUUGGACAUCCCCCAAGGUUAUUUUCCCCAGACAAGACUCAUUAUAUUUCUCUUUAGUUCAGGGUCCUUCAAUGAUUCAGAAUGUUCACUGCCUGGAAGAGAAAUCCCACACUUUUUAGCCAUCAAUUCAAAGGCAGCGACAGCCGUACAGCAUGGUCGAUUCUAUCUACUUUCCAGCUGGAUUUCAUACCAGGCACCUCCAGACUCUGGCACAUGGAGCCACUCACUGGUCCCAAGCACAUCUUGCAGGUUCCCAGCCUCGUAGUUUUAUUUUCACCCUACCAUUUCUUUUUCCUCUCUCUUUUUAGGGCUGCACCCACGGCAUAUGGAAGUUCCCAGGCUAAGGGUCAAAUCAGAGCUGCAGCAGCUGCCGGCCUAUACCACAGCCACAACACUGCAGGAUCCAAGCUGCAUCUGCCACCUAUGCUGCAGCUCACAGCAACACCGGAUCCUUAACCUACUGAGUGGGGCCAGGGGUCGAACCUGCAUCCUCAUGGAUACUAGUCAGGUUCUUAAUUGGCUGAGCCACAGCGGGAACUCUUCGCCCUGCCUCCUCUUGACAAGUCCUGUCCUUUCUUCCUACCUACCCAACACACCACAUGCUCAACAUCUAGCCCAGGCCUGGCCUCCUGCCUUCCCACCAAUCCUGCAACCUGAAGAGACCAUCUGCUAAGUCCUUUAGAACAAUUUUUAAUAUAAUUUUUCUAUGCUUAUAUGCUUAGUAUAAUUCUAUGCUAUAAUGCUUAGUAUAAUUUUUCUAUACUUAAGAUUAAAGUGUAUCAUGGUAUCUCG